Messenger RNA from Akanthomyces muscarius, 1914 nucleotides. RefSeq lists its product as uncharacterized. The record is from RefSeq and is a predicted model, not a curated record. Gene Ontology annotation, molecular function: metalloaminopeptidase activity; manganese ion binding. Lineage: Eukaryota; Fungi; Ascomycota; Sordariomycetes; Hypocreales; Cordycipitaceae. Gene Ontology annotation, cellular component: mitochondrion. The transcript is spliced from 3 exons. Bases 1 to 1914 code for a protein of 637 amino acids.
AUGGGCGACGAACGCCUCGCUGGCGCUACAGUGCACAAGUCGCUCGCAAUUCAGCGCUGUUUGCCGGCACAGAGGACGGGCACCACAGCGGCCACUACCUACAGCGGUUCACCGGUCUUCCGCAACGGCAGCCAGCCGGCCAACCAGCAUCCGCAUCCGCCAUCAACACAGCACAGCUCCCCUGCCACAGCAGACCUCGGUGGCGGCUUCCCCGGGUUGAGCCGCAAAUCUGUUCUCGACAUCACCACCAACGUCGCUGUCCUCGGUCGCGCAGCCUGCAAUUCGGUGCAGGACUCCAUUGUCUUUUUUUUCUGGUCUCGUCCAUCUCCAGCGCUGUCUUUCUCUCGCGGCUCUCUCAUCAUUGGCCAUGGCCUGAGCUUCUCCAUCUCAAUUCCUCGUCAAAAUUAUCCUAAGAUGAAGCUCCAUCAGCCGUCAUUCCGGCGCCUCUUGUCGCGCCCUUCAGCCCUCUGCAGCGCUGCCGUCCCGAGAGUCAAUAGAUCCACCAUUGCGUGUGGUAAAAUUAGCUCUGGUCGCUUAUUCUCGAAUCACCCCCAAAGGCAGCAUGCUUCUGUCUCUGCCGCCGAGCUUCAAUUCGGUCAGCCAGUCUACGAGACUCACCCCCACAUUCUGAACCCUGGCGAACUGACGCCAGGAAUCACUGCCCAAGAGUAUGCCGACCGUCGCGCCGCCCUCGUCGAUCUUCUCCCUCAAGGAGCCGUGGUAGUUCUUCACGCCGCAUCCCUCCAAUACAAGUCUGGCGCAGUCUUUUAUCCAUAUAGACAGGAGUCCAAUUUCUUCUGGCUGACAGGAUGGGAAGAACCCGAGGCGGUAGCUGUCAUAGAAAAGACAGGCUGCGGAACGGGCGACUACGUAUUUAGGCUCUUCGUCCAGCCCAAGAACCCUAGAGACGAGCAGUGGUCCGGCCCCCGCAAUGGUGUGCAAGCUGCCGAAGACAUCUUCAAUGCAGAUGAGGCCUACUCAAUAGACGGCAUGGGCUCAUUGCUGCCGGACAUUCUCAACCGCGCAACCUCCAUCUACGCCGACGCGCAGCCCGCAGAAAAGACCAGCAAGAGCUCUCUAUUGGAUAUGUUCUCGGGCAAGACCUCAUGGCCAUCCCGAACACCAUUGUAUCCCAUCAUGAACAGACUGCGAGCUAUCAAAAGCGAGGCAGAGGUAGCCAACAUGCGUCGCGCAGGGCAGAUAUCUGGGCGCACCAUCACCGAUGCAAUGCGACGGCCCUGGACUCGGGAAAGGGACUUGCACGCUUUCCUGGACUACCAGUUUACCGUCAACGGCUGCGAAGGCUCCGCAUACAUUCCCGUAGUCGCAGGUGGUGAACGCGCCAACUGCAUUCAUUACACAGUCAACAAUAGCGUCUUCCGUGAGGGCGAGUUCAUUCUCGUAGACGCCGGUGGCCAAUAUGGCACGUACAUUACUGAUAUUUCUCGAACUUGGCCAGUCACGGGCAGGUUCACUGCCGCACAGCGUGAUUUGUACGAAGCUGUCCUCACUGUGCAGCGCAAAAGUGUCGACCUUUGCCGACAAAACGCGCGCAUGUCACUCGAGGACAUCCACGGCUUGACAGUACGUGGGCUUGUAGAGUCUCUGCGCUCGAUAGGCUUCGACGUGUCAAACGCCAACAUAGAUCAGCUGUUUCCUCACCACGUCGGACACUACAUUGGUCUCGACGUGCACGACUGCCCUGGCUAUUCGCGACGAGAGCUGCUCCGUCGCGGCCACUGCGUCACCAUCGAGCCUGGUGUGUACGUGCCUGACGACGAGCGCUGGCCCGCUCACUUUCGUGGCAUGGGCGUGCGUAUCGAGGACAGCAUCUGUGUUGAUGAGACCGAGCCGCACAUUCUCACGACGGAGGCUGUCAAGGAGAUUGCUGAUAUUGAGGCUCUCCGUGCAUAG